AUGGGGUGUUUGAACGACGAGUCGUUUGGCCCGUCGGUCAGUGGCUGUCGGGAUGACUUUGAUUUCACGAACACUUUUGAGCAGAUUUGGUUUUCCAUCGUGCCAGCCUGUGUCUUCCUUACAGCAUUUCUGCCACGAUCAUUGUUCCUGCUACGCGAGCCGCGCGAAGUCCACGCACCUGGAAGUUUGCUUGGCCUCAAGCUGAUUUCCUGGACCGUGUUCACGGCUAUUUGCCUUUCCCAAUUGGUCGUCAGCGUCAGAACCGAUCGAGCCUCAACAUCGAUUUCAUCUGCCUCAGUCAGCUUGGACUUCAUCGUGGCCCUAUCUCUCACACUACUAUCUGGUCUUGAACACUUCAAGUCUCGCCGUCCAUCCGUCCUGCUCUGCGUGUUCUUGCUUUUUACGCUGCUAUUCGACAUCGCUCGAUGCAGGACACUCUGGCUGGUUCACCAUGAUGCUGAAGAUGGACACAGUCGCACGCUGGCCUCCCUGUUCUCGUCGCGAGUUGCGAUUAAAACGGCACUGGUUGUGCUAGAAGCACUUGGUAGAAGAAAAUGGCUCGGCCCGUCCGCCUCAACACACAGUCCUGAAGAAAUGACCAGUAUCUUCGGUCUCGCACUUUUCACCUGGAUCUAUCGAUUGCUUGGCAGAGGCUAUAGAUCACCUCUCAAAACAGAUGACCUCUACCCUCUCGAUCAGUCUUUGCAUGCGAAAGGACAGUUCUAUGAUCAAGCUCCACGUCAGCAACCACAUAAAAGCCAGCAAGGCAAAAACGAGAAUCAACCUGGAAACGCCAGUCUGCUAUUCGAGGCCGUUGGAACCGGCCUUUUCCAGCCAGUGCUUCCCCGGGUAUGCUUGAUUGGGCUGAAAUUCUGUCAGCCACUAUUCCUGCACACGCUUCUGAACUUCUUACAAGACGCGUCUGGCGGUACGGACCACGAGCAAGACAAUCAGUCGUACGGACUUAUCGGUGCCAGCAUACUCAUCUAUCUUGGCCUUGCAGUCUCCACUUCCAUGUACUGGUAUUUUCAAGACCGGGCUCUUACCGUGCUGCGUGGAUUUUUGGUGACUUCUAUCUACCAGAAGACCGCACAAGCCAAGUCCGACAUCAACGGUGACGGGGCUCCUGUCACUUUGAUGAGCACAGACGUUGAACGGGUCUACACCGGUCUGCGAUUCGGCCAUGAAACCUGGGCUAGCUUGAUCGAAGUCGCUAUUGCAUGUUGGCUGCUUCAUGGCGAGUUGGGGAACGCAUUCUUGGCACCAUUAGUGGUUGUGCUGCUUUCAUUUGGGGCAAGCUUUUUCAUAUCCAAGCUAUCGGGCAAGUAUCAGAAGGUCUGGAUGCAGUACAUUCAAGCUCGCGUUGGCCUAACAAGCAGCUUUCUCUCGAACCUCAAGCAACUUCGCAUUGGUGGCCUCUCGGGGUUGGUGGCAGAGACCGUGCAGCAAAAAAGAGUCGAGGAGCUUAGCAAGGGAGGCAACUUUCGUACCAUCAUUGCCUUCACCGCCGCACUCUCGCAAGCACCGGGCAUUGUUUCACCAGUGGUUGCUUUUGCAUUUGCUUUCGGGCCUCUUGGAAAUCCUGCCGCCACAACGACGGCGUUCACAUCUCUCUCCUACAUCAUGCUUUUGGCUGCACCUCUGCAAUGGCUACUGCAAAGCAUUCCCCAGAUCACAGCCAGUCUGGCUUGUCUAGAUCGGAUCCGCGACUAUCUCAAUGCCCCGUCAUGGCAAGACUCCCGUGAAAGCGCAGCAAAGGAAGAAAGCGCCGUGCAAGUCCUUUCGGAACCUGAAGCUGUAAGUGAGAAGCAAGAUGACUCACUUAUCGUGCGGAGUUUCAGUGCGGAAGACAGACCUGCCAUACAAAUUCUGGAUGGAACAUUUGCAUGGAAAGAAGAGGAUAGCCCAGUUUUGCGCAACAUCAACAUUAUUGUACCAAGGUCAUCCAUCACUUUGGUGACAGGGCCUAUGGCGUCUGGCAAAUCAACACUAUGCAAAGCAAUCCUCGGUGAGGUGCCUCUGGCGAGCGGUCGGGUCAUAGUCAACACGGGUAGAACGGCAUACUGUGAUCAGGACCCAUUCUUGUGGAAUGGAACGAUCAAGGAGAAUAUCAUCGGCUGCUCGUCAUAUGUCUCUUCACGAUAUGAAGAAGCCGUGGAAGCGUCUGCGCUUGCCAUAGAUCUGAACAAUCUCACUGAUGGAGAUCAGACACGUGUGGGAAGCAAAGGUUCAUCUCUGAGCGGUGGACAGAAGCAACGGGUCUGCCUUGCGCGAGCCUUGUAUCAGCAUGCUGACCUGCUUGUGUUUGAUGACGUUUUCAAGGGUCUUGACAGCAAGACACAGCGCCAUAUCUGGCGAUGUGUCUUCGGCAGCGAAGGCAUUUUGCGUCAGCGUGGUGCCUCCGUUGUCCUCUGCACCCACGCCACUGAGUUCCUGCGAUUCGCUGAUCACAUCAUUCGGCUUGGCUCCCAGGACUCUCAGGGGACAAUCGAAUCCCAAGGACCGCCUUCCCAGAUACUGUCCGAUGUCGAGAAAGCUGACUCGGCUGCCGAUCCAGACUCAUUUGGAUCUGCUUCCAGCUCGCUCUCUCAGCAGCAGUCAUCUGACGAUGAUUCUCCACCAUUGAGCGAAGAAAAGGAGCCGAGUGCCCGCAAGAAAGAAGCCUUACCUUCACCAAAAAGUCCCAAGCCUGCACCUGCUCUGACGACUGCAGAUUCUGCUGUUUACAAGCACUACGCUUCCAGCGUCGGUCCUUUGCCACUGCUCCUCUUCGCCUUGCUUGCGGUCAUCGUUGGCUUCUGCACCGUUUUCCCCACCAUUUGGAUAAAGUACUGGACCGACGAUGUUGUCCGCACAGAACCGCGGCACGGAUUUCCAUUUUACAUCGGUAUCUUUGCUUUGCUGGCCGCCUGCGCCCUCGCUUGCAAUCUUCCAGCUGGCAUCGUGACAAUGCGCGUCAUGGUGCGUCUCUCGGGUAGCAGGCUACACCAAAAGACACUCAACACCAUCACCCAUGCCAGUCUUGGCUUCUUGACACGUACUGACACCGGUGUCGUUCUAAAUCAUUUCUCUCAGGAUAUGACGAUCGUGGACACUCAGUUGCCCGGGUCGUUGACAAAUCUUGGAAUAGUCAUGUCCGUUUUCAUUGGCCAGGCUGUGGUGAUAGCUACGUCCUCGGCUUACCUUGCCAUCAGCUAUCCAUUACUACUAGCUCUGCUCUAUGCCGUCCAAAAGUUCUACCUUCCCACCUCUAAGCGUCUACGGCUCCUUGAUCUCGAAAACAAAAGCCCGCUCUAUACGCACUUCCUGGACACUGUCUCAGGAAUUGUCACCCUACGAGCGUACGGGUGGCUACCGCAGCAUGCCAAGAUCAACCAUGAUUUUCUUGAUACGUCUCAGAGGCCUUAUUACUUACUCGCCAUGGUCCAGCAAUGGCUCACGUUAGCAAUGAAUCUUAUAGUCCUCAUUCUUGCUGUGCUCUUGGUUGCCCUUGCGACUCAAUUGAGAGCCCAACCGGGCUUUGCUGGCGCUGGUCUUGUCAGCUUGAUCAACUUCGGCACCCUACUCACGGGCAUUAUUACCGCAUAUACGACGCUGGAAGUCUCUCUUGGUGGUAUUGCUAGGUUAAAGCACUUCAGCGAGGCGACAGAACAGGAAGACAGUCAGGGUGAGGAUCACGUACCAGGAAGAGAGUGGCCAUCAACGGGCAGCAUUGAGAUCAGAGAUGUCUCCGCUGGGUACAAUUACGAGAGCGAAAAAGACAGCGUUGGUGCGGAAGAAGGACUUGCUCUGAAACACAUCAACCUCUCUGUUCGUGCAGGAGAGAAGGUUGCUCUAUGCGGAAGGACUGGCAGUGGUAAAUCUUCUCUGCUCGCCCUCCUGCUGCGUCUUUUUGAUCCUAUCAAUACCGACGCCAGCUCCUCCAAAAUCCUCAUCGACAAAACCUCGAUCCACAACAUCGACCGCUCAACACUCCGACAGCGUAUCAUUGCCGUGUCGCAAGACCCCGUCUUUCUUCCAGACGGGUCACAAGCUACCUUCCGCACCAACCUUGACCCCUUCGACGCGGCCUCGGAAGAAGACUGUCUCUACGCCCUCGAUGCAGUCAGCUUGCGCGCGGCAGUGGAGGCAAAAGGUGGGAUAGGUGCAGCCUUUGAGUCGAGUGCUCUCAGCGGUGGGCAGCAGAAAUUGUUCAUGUUAGCUCGGGCCGUCGUGCGGAGGAUGGUUUGUGAAAAGGCACAGCAGACAGCAUCAGUCAGCGCAGGAGGUCUUCUACUCCUAGACGAGAUCGGAGCGGGCGUGGAUGCGGAAACAGAGAAGACCUUUCUUGAAAUUCUCCGACGCGAAUUCGCGGCAUACACAGUACUCAAUAUCACGCACUCCGACGAGGUGGCUGGGCAGUAUGAUCGGAGAAUCGUGCUCGAUAGUGGUUGUGUGAUAGAAGAUACGGCAUCUUGA
Molecule: messenger RNA, 4458 nt
Organism: Diaporthe amygdali
Lineage: Eukaryota; Fungi; Ascomycota; Sordariomycetes; Diaporthales; Diaporthaceae
Product: ABC transporter
Exons: 3
Coding region: 1-4458 (1485 amino acids)
Biological process (GO): transmembrane transport
Cellular component (GO): membrane
Molecular function (GO): ATP hydrolysis activity; ABC-type transporter activity; ATP binding
Source: RefSeq, a predicted model, not a curated record